Drosophila ficusphila is the source of this 1203-nucleotide messenger RNA. RefSeq lists its product as uncharacterized. Lineage: Eukaryota; Metazoa; Arthropoda; Insecta; Diptera; Drosophilidae. The transcript has a single exon. Bases 142 to 864 code for a protein of 240 amino acids. The record is from RefSeq and is a predicted model, not a curated record.
AGUUUUCAUUCCAUAGUUGAGCUGGAUAGGUCUCUCACGUCCAGUUCCUAAUUCCCUCAAAAUUUCAUCUAAAAUUUCCGGGUUUUAAAGUUUUGGCUCAAUUUUUUCGGCGAAGAGUUUAAAAUUUCCGAGCUCAAGAAAAUGGUACUGGUUGUGAAGAAUACCUCUCGGCUGCUGCUCCAUCCCAACAAACUAGUGUGCGGUGCGGUGAGCAGCUGUGUGCGAUUCGCAUCCGGUUGUGAGAAGGAAGGGGAGAGCCUCUGUCCCAAGACACUGACAAAGUUCCCCUGCGGCAAGCCCGAGAUCCAGGCACCGCCCGCCAAGAAGCCCAAGCUGAUCAAGACGGAGUCCAUGUGGCUGAAUCCGUUCUGCGAUCCCGAUGACGUCUCAUGCCCAUUUCAGCCUCGCUUCGAUGACAUCUACUACGUGGAAUCGGACAAGGCGAAGCGAAAGUAUUGGCAGACGUGGGUGGCCUGCCCGCCCAUCCAGAUAAAGCCGAAGAAGAUUUGCUGUUUUGCCAAUGCCAAGCCGGCGCCCAUCAAGCGGCGCAAGCCCUCCUUCAAACCCUCCACCGCCUGUCCUCAGCCGUGUCCGGAUAAAUCGAACGACGCGUGUCCACGUCUGGCGCGUCGUUGCCAUCGCGAUGGCCGCGUUCCGCCAUCCUGCAAGAAAGUCCGAGGUCCCCUCCCCUGUGUGAAGCCCCGCACUCCCUAUCCAUCCUUCUCCGAGUGCGAACGCGUCCGACCACACGCCCUGGGAAUGAAGGAGUGCACCUGCUUGGUGAAGCCCAUGCUCUGCGAAAUUUGGGCCGAGUUCCGCCGACAGGCCAUCAACAAGGAGAAGAACUCGAGCAAGAAGUUCUAAGCUUCACCUAAGCGGCUUGAGAUUCUGGAGCUUACUUAAAAUUUUAUUUGUAUAAGGAAAAUAUCAUGUACAUCAUAUAUAUAUUCCCUGAGUUUCUCGAGUGAAACAGCUCGUGUGACCGGCUCAAAACGGAUUCUUGGCCAUGUUCGUCACGAGGGUCCAGAGCAGCGGACUGCAGUCGCUGUAGGUCCGCUCGCAGUCCGCUCCACCGCGUCCCGCAUCCCGGGCGUGCAGAUACUUCCCGGCCACGUUAUCCAAGCUCGGUCUGCGAAACAUAUCCAAUUUCAUCUGUUAAUCGAUUCCAAAUAAAAAUACAUGAAAAACCCUGUACUCACACAA